Paramuricea clavata is the source of this 474-nucleotide messenger RNA. The record is from the annotation of a GenBank genome assembly. Lineage: Eukaryota; Metazoa; Cnidaria; Anthozoa; Malacalcyonacea; Plexauridae.
AUGCCAGUCACCUACCACGAAAUUGUACCAGGAAGAAGUAAGGUUCCCAAUUACCUAAUUGGGGAUCCAGCCUAUCCACUUACAGCAUACUGUAUGAAGGAAUAUGAGAAAUGCUCCUGCAAUUCUGAAGUUUUAUUCAAUAACAUGUUAAGAUCAGCUAAGAAUCCAGUGGAGUGUGCUUUCGGACGGCUUAAGGCUCGAUGGAGUAUUCUUACCAAGAAGAUUGACUUAGCUUUGGAUUUUGUCCCUACUGCUAUUUAUGCAUGCUUUGUGCUCCACAACUAUUGUGAGCUUAAUAAAUGUGCAAUUGAUCAUGAACUUGUUAAAUUUCAUAUUGAGCAACACAAAAAUGAAGAUGAAAGUGAGAAUGUCCAGCCACAUCCAGUUCUUUCAGGAAGUUUGGCUGAAGGCGAAGUGGUUAGAGAUAUACUGCGAGAGUAUAUAGAAAUUGUUGAACACAGUAUGAAACAGUAG